UGAAGUUCUUGGAUCGACUGGUGGGUGACACGUGCGCCAAACAAACACUCGGCUUGGACCACAGCCGAUUAAGGGACAGCAUGAUUUUCUAUCGUUGAAAUGUCAUAUUCGAAUGAUUACUCGCCGCGCGAGAAAGUGCAAUAAAUUGAUUCAAGAUUCAAGUGAGCAGUCAGUUGACGCGACCUAACCUCAAAGCGACAUGAUAACCUCGCACGUACUCGUAUUGUUUACCGGCCUGAUUAGUAUCGGGACCUGUAAUAAUAUUAAUAAUGCGUAUAACGACUUUUUUGACGAGGAAUUAAUGCUGAAGCCUCUGUCGAGUAAUCACGUCUAUGCCUACUUUCAAUUUACUACGAUAUGGGAGACAGUGAACCAUGUAGAAACACUUCAACAUUCGCAUCUUUUUCCAAGGGGAUUGGGUGAGAUCAUAGGCCGUCAUAAUGUUGAUGAGCUGCAUGUUACUUUAACGGAAGGCUUAUGGAAUUAUCAAAAGUGGGGAUAUCCGUUCUACGACGCUGGACCUGGUGCUGAAGUAACUGCCUGGUUUAACAGGGAUAUAACAAACAUAGACGAUGAAUGGAAAGGUCUCACAAACGCCUUAGCUGGAUUACUCUGUGCAUCUCUGAACUUUGUUGACGCCUCCAAUAGCAUGUCGCCAGAGUUUACCUUCCGUCCCACUGGUGUCACGGAUGGACCAGUGAAUUCUAGUCACUUGCGUUAUUCAUCGUUACCAAGAGAGAUAGUUUGUACCGAGAAUCUAACGCCAUUUAAAAAAUUGUUGCCUUGCAACUCCAAGAGAGGUCUGGCUACGUUGUUAAAUUCUGCGCAUAUUCACAAUACAAAUUACCACUCCAUUGGAAUACAUUUUCGGUCAAUAUGUCGCGACGCAUCUUGCACAAGGCCAUCUUUAGAACUGCGACAAACCGUUUCCUUGAUAUACGAUACAAUGGCAGAUACAAAUCAGGAUUGGUCAAUACGAAAAUUUUUUGGAAUGGGUCUUAAAGGCGCAUGUCCGCUUGCAACAUUAAGUAAUAUUUAUGUGGAUAUAUCGGGCAACAAUACGAAUCACAUAUAUGAAUUAACACCACCGCCAAGUGCAAAAGUUGUUAGCUUGCGUGGUGGACAACAAAAUGAAAUAGCGGUAUAUGAUAUCAGGGCUCAUAGCAGCAGAGGAAUAUUUAAUAUUGCUGCCGUACAUAGUGCACCAAAGAGUAACGCUAUAAAUUAUCCUUCAAUCCUCUAUGCGAAUAGAUAUAUUAUCGGAUACGGCCAAGAAAGAGGCAGUUUAGUAACUAAACUGUAUAACAAUCACUGGCAGGCGUUAGAUGUAAUCUUAUUGGAAAAUAUUCCGUGGUACCUGCUGGUUUACUUACAUUCCAUUACGAUAACCUGGAAUGAGCAACAAGUUCGUCCAUUGGCGCAACGGUAUUUACCUGGAAGGGAGAGGAAAAGUCCGUACUAUUUAGAAUUAAUCCUGCGCCUGCCACCACACUCAGUAACGAAAGUCACUAUCGAUAUGGAUUACUUAUUCCUCAAAUGGCAGGAAUAUCCGCCGGACGCUAAUCACGGUUUUUACAUGGGACCAGCUAUAGUUACAGCCUUAUUACCCAUAGCUAGAAAUUACACCGCUCUUCCGCUCGAUGGAAGUACAAUUACUUCAAGUUUUAACGCUUCGAGGGAUGAUUAUCUAGUACAAUUACGGACAGAGUCCUUGCUUAUUAGUCUUCCGACUCCUGACUUCAGUAUGCCUUACAAUGUUAUAUGCCUUGCCUGUACAGCUGUCGCGUUAGCAUUCGGCCCACUUCACAACAUUUCCACGAAGCGACUGGUUUUGAAACGCAUCGAAAAGGACUGGAAAGGUAAACUGUUCUCCUUUUUCUUAGGAAAGAUAUUCGGAGCAAAGAAAAAACAAGAAUAAAUUGUAAACGAACGUAUGUAUUCUAAACAUAUGAACUGUAUUUCUCUUGCGAAUAAAUAUAUUCAUGUAUUUCCCAUGAAUAAUAAACAAUUUUUUAAUAAACAGAUGCAAAAUUUUUUUUUACUUAUAUGGGAUUAUCGCAUUACGGUGAGACAAAAAUCUCUCUGAACUUCUUUCCUAGCAGAAAAUGGACCUGUAUAUAAAACAACAAUUUUUUUUUAAUUUUUAACCAAUGAUACUGUAAAAUUUUGUAAUAUUUGCCAUAAUAAGUAGUGCAUUCACAUAACUUGCUCCGUACUGUAUGCUUAAAUAUUUCUACUUAAAUUAUCCAUUUAUAUACAUGAAUAAAAACUUAUAUUAAUACUAUAAUAGUAGAUUUUCACAAGAUAACAAGCUGCGCAUUGCUUAAUUAUCAUAUACAAUUAUACAUGAUAGGUUAGGGAGUAUUCCCUAUUAAGUUUAAAAGAAUGUAACAUAACAAUCGAGAUAAAAUAACUAAUCAAAUAUUGAAGAUGCAGGAAUUUGUAAAUAAAAAGCAAUUAAAGUUAACUAUUCAUCAUCUCCUACUUGCACAUGUUUGGAAACCUAACAACAAUGUAAAUUUAAUGAUGCAUUAAAUCACUGCUACGACUCAUUGCAUAAUCAUAGUUGAAAAAUCAAUUUUAAUUGCUUAUUGUUUAAAAGUAUUAUGUAACGUUCCAGUGUAUUCUUUUACCGUACUUUCUCUAUUACUUUUCUUUUAUCUCAAUUCUUAUUAUCCCAUUCUUCUUUUAUACAUAAUGGGAGACACUCCAAAAUCAGUUCAAAUUGAAUGUGAUCUGACUACAUCGAUCCGAUCGAUCCGUUCUAUUCGUGAUACAAUUUUUUAGAUAAAGUCGCGAAAUCUUAACAGUCUUAUGAUAACCUAAUGUAAAUUCAACUAUUGUAUCAAUAAUUAGGAUAAUAAAUAUAAGAAACAUAACACAUGUACAAAUUGUAAGUCAUCGCCUAUAAAAUAAUAAGUAAUAACUUACUGUA
Messenger RNA from Temnothorax curvispinosus, 2935 nucleotides. It is a transcript of the gene PIG-T, whose product is annotated as GPI transamidase component PIG-T. The record is from RefSeq and is a predicted model, not a curated record. Gene Ontology annotation, biological process: attachment of GPI anchor to protein. Gene Ontology annotation, cellular component: GPI-anchor transamidase complex. Lineage: Eukaryota; Metazoa; Arthropoda; Insecta; Hymenoptera; Formicidae. The transcript is spliced from 8 exons. Bases 200 to 1918 code for a protein of 572 amino acids.